Tachysurus fulvidraco (yellow catfish) is the source of this 3703-nucleotide messenger RNA. It is a transcript of the gene fli1, whose product is annotated as Fli-1 proto-oncogene, ETS transcription factor. Lineage: Eukaryota; Metazoa; Chordata; Actinopteri; Siluriformes; Bagridae. Gene Ontology annotation, cellular component: nucleus. The record is from RefSeq and is a predicted model, not a curated record. The coding region runs from base 196 to 1578 and encodes 460 amino acids. Gene Ontology annotation, biological process: cell differentiation; regulation of transcription by RNA polymerase II. The transcript is spliced from 10 exons. Gene Ontology annotation, molecular function: DNA-binding transcription factor activity, RNA polymerase II-specific; sequence-specific DNA binding.
GCGCGCAGGAGCCUCUCCGUUCAUACGCGCUCUUCUGCUCACGCGCCUCCUCACAUGUAACUACUGUCAUCAAUGGCAAAAGCGCUCGCGCAGAAGGGACUAAUUAUUUUCCAUUUGGAGGAUAAUUAAAGCGAGUGAUUAGAGUAACGACGGGGGCUGUGAAGGGAAAGUCACCCAUUUUUGGCUCUUUGUCCAAUGACAAUGUUUCAGACUGUCCCUGACACUUCAUCAUAUGUCAAGGAGGCGCUAUCAGUGGUGAGUGAAGACCAGUCUCUGUUUGAGCCUCCCUACGCAUCUGCUGCCCCUCUACCCAAAACAGACAUGACAGCAUCUAGCACACAGGAUUACGGACAGCAGCACAAGAUUAAUCCCAUCCAGCCUCAACAGGAGUGGAUCAAUCAGCCGGCCCGCAUUAACGUAAAACGCGAAUACGACCACCUCAACGGAACCAGAGAAUCCCCUGUGGACUGCAGCGUGGGGAAAUGCAAUAAGCUGGUGAGCAGCUCAGACACUUCUCAGAUGGGUUACGGAGGCUACAUGGAUGAGAAGAGUGCCCCGCCCCCUAACAUGACCACCAACGAGAGGAGAGUCAUAGUUCCAGCAGAUCCUUCUCUGUGGUCCCCGGAUCAUGUACGGCAGUGGCUAGACUGGGCUGUAAAAGAGUACGGCCUCCUAGAAAUGGACACAGCUAUGUUCCAGAACACGGAUGGCAAGGAACUGUGUAAGAUGAGCAAAGAGGAUUUCCUGAGACUCACCACUGUGUAUAAUGCUGAAGUCCUGCUCUCACAUCUUAAUUACCUCAGGGAAAGUAGCUCAUCACUAUCAUACACCACACCAUCUCACACUGACCAGUCUCCACGUUUGGCUGCCAAAGAAGACGCCUCAUAUGAUGCUGUACGGAGGACAGGCUGGUCAAACAACAUGCACAGUGGUAAAGGCUCCCCUACUGUGGUCUCACAGAAUGUAUCUAAGAGCACUGAACAAACCAGGCCUCAGCCAGAUCCAUAUCAGAUCUUAGGACCCACAAGCAGUCGACUUGCCAAUCCAGGCUCAGGCCAGAUCCAACUGUGGCAGUUCCUCUUGGAGCUUCUAUCCGACAGCGCCAACGCUAGCUGUAUCACGUGGGAAGGCACAAACGGCGAGUUUAAAAUGACCGACCCCGACGAGGUCGCGCGGCGCUGGGGAGAGCGCAAGAGCAAGCCCAACAUGAACUAUGACAAGCUGAGCCGUGCGCUGCGCUACUACUAUGACAAAAACAUCAUGACCAAGGUGCACGGCAAGCGAUACGCCUACAAGUUUGACUUCCAUGGCAUUGCCCAAGCCAUGCAGCCCCACCCCACUGAGUCUACCAUGUACAAGUAUCCGUCUGAAUUGGCCUAUGUGCCUUCUUACCAUGCUCACCAGCAGAAGGUCAACUUCGUCCCACCACACCCACCUUCCAUGCCCGUCACUUCAUCCAAUUUUUUUGGCCCUUCUAACCCUUAUUGGAGCUCCCCUACGGCAGGUAUCUACCCCAGUGCCAGUGUGCCCAGACAUCCCAACACUCAUAUGCCCUCACACCUGGGUAGUUACUACUAAAUCCAGUCAGCCACAUGCCAACCAAAAGCUGCACUCAAAAGGAGGGCAAAAAUUGAAAAAGAAAAAAUGACAAUUUAUAAAAAUGAAGGAGAAUCAGGGCUAAAUUCACUAAAGCAAGGAACUGGAUGAAGAAAAAAAGAAAAAAGGAAGGAGAAAGAAUGAACCAAAAACUGGAUGUUGCAUUGAUCCACUUCAAAAUGGAGUACUACUUAUUCACAGGACAAGUAACUGUUUAGUUUUUGUUUAUGUCUGUUUGUCUAGAGUGUGUUUUUUUUUUUUUUUUGCAUAUGUUUUUGCAUCUUUCUACCCCUGUUAAAAGUAUAUUCCAAAGCAUCCCCUCGACACACAUGUACCUCCCCAAUAUGGAGUCAAACCCUCCAAAAUUCCACAGAUGUAAAUGGUCUUGGUGUGCAAAUGUGAAACGUCUCCAGUCCCAUUAUUGGGGUACAUCCUAUGCCAUGCUAGAGUUUAGACAAGCAAUAUAGCACAAGAGAUCAUGGAUGAAAAGACAAAUCCAGAAUCACUGUGACACUGUGACAACAUUCUCUCUGCUAAUACAGAUCAUUUUAAUAUUCCAACGCUUCAGUAAAACAGGGUCUGUUCAUCUAUCUGUUUUGUUCACGGACUCCUCUAAAAGUCAGCUAAUUACAACUAACCAAAUCGCAUCACAAGAGGGAUAUCUGGCAGCAAUGAAAAUAAUAUGUAUACAACGCAACUGGAAGGUUCAGGUUCAACCAUGUCUCUCUUACUCUUCCUACUAACUGGAAUUCUGAAACAUUGGCCGUAGCCGAGGAAAACAAGUGUAGGUUUGCACAGAGUUUUGUCCGUGUCAGUCACCACAAUCCCAAAAGUAACAUUCCCAGCAGGUCUGUCUUGCCAGGAAUAUUUUAUUGGCUAGCCAAAGUGUCGAUCAGCACAAUCAGAGAAUUACCGUUCCUAUGAAGUCGGAAAGUCAAUAAAAGGCUUACAGAUUCCUAUGAGUUUCAUUGUAAUGUAGCACUCCACAGACGAAAGAUGAACACCUGCCAACGGCUCGUGGUUGGUCUUGUGAAAACCAAUCAAACAUUGUCAAAGUCUACCAUGCAGUAUUUAAAGCCAAACCACAGAGUCAGUGCUGAUGUGAAAACAGCCUGUGAAAAAGACAAUCAAUUUUUAAUCCACUUAGUGUUCAUUUUUUCGAAAGCAGCCCAAAGUGGCUUUACUUUCGCCGCUGUACCUCACUGUGUUUAUAAGGUUAGACAUGUAUUUGUAUCUUAUUUGCCAUUAAAAAUUCAAUCAGCUAGAGCUCAUCUCACAAACAUUACUUAAACGUCAUUACAUGUUAAAAUGAUGUUCCUGAACACAGUAACUUUGUUUUUAUGAAGUUGAAGUCAUUACCUGAAGCUACUUAAAUCACUGAACAGCUGAAUGUGGACAUUAUGCAAAGUACCUCUUAUACAAAUUGAAUGAAUUAAACAAGUUAACAUUUAAAACAACACAAAAGUUUGAAACCAGUGUGAUCCUCAGAUUCGCGAACGCUGUGCGUUUGUCAGACCUAUUAGCUAUUAUUUUUUAAUCAACGGUCAACUAGGCAUUAAAAGCAUCUUACUGUAUAAAUUAUGCAGAGUUAUUUUCAUAUGUGACAGUAUUAAAAGAUCAAGAGAAUGAAUACGAGUUGACCUCGGUCAAAUGCAAACUUUUUUAAGCCGGUGUUGAAGGUAGUAUGUACAGCAUUAGUGUUUUGUAUCUGUACAUUUGGGCAAUAAAUUUAUGAAUGUUUUUGUUUUGUAAUGUGCUCUGUGCCUUGUCAUGAUGAGGUGAAAGUAUUUGAUUUGUUUGUUUUUCUUCUUUUAAUGAUACCACAAACGACUUAUAGAAAACCAUUUGCUUUAUAGACCACAAUACUGUAAUACUGUAAGUGCCAAAUAAAAAAAAAAUAUUUUUUCUGUUAAAGCUUCAAAUCCCAAAGACAACAUUCAAACGUGCCUCACAAAUGAUUGCAGGGUCUUAAAUUAGACAGGUUUGGUAUUCCUAUGCUUGAAUUUUCUUAAAUGUAGAUAUAGAGCAAUUCACAUUUUAAAUGAUGAAUGAAUAAAUAAAUAAAUAAAUAAAUAGAUAAAUAAAUAAAUAAAUAAAUAAAUAAAUA